CUGUUUCAAACACUACAUUGAUUCAAGUCGACACAGUUGAAUCAUAUCUACAAAAUGGUAGCCAAAAGUGUGUUACUCCUGUUUCUUUUCAUCAUUUCUUUUGCUCAUAGGACCGAUGGGUGUCAACAAAAAUUGUAUGCGACGGAAAUGCAAUGGCUAGAAGAGGAACUGGCGGAUUUGAAAUUCGCACAGCAUAACAUCGAGGGAUAUAAAGAUGCUAUUCUAAAUCACCGGAAAUAUAUAUCACUGAACUAUGAAAUAAAUCAGUUGUUGGAGAAAAUGACGAAAGAGCUUCUGGAAAAUGUGCUCGCAAAAAUCGAAGCCAACCAACUGAAAGACUUCGAUUGGAUUUCCGAAAAGGAGAGAAAAGAAAUGGCACUAGCUGAAGAAAAGAGGAAAGCAAUAGAAGCUGCACGGUUGGAAGACGAAAGACUAAUGUUGCCCUAUAAAGAUAAAAUGAUCAAAUGA
This is a messenger RNA of Biomphalaria glabrata, 468 nucleotides long. RefSeq lists its product as uncharacterized. Lineage: Eukaryota; Metazoa; Mollusca; Gastropoda; Planorbidae. The coding region runs from base 55 to 468 and encodes 137 amino acids. The record is from RefSeq and is a predicted model, not a curated record. The transcript is spliced from 6 exons.